AUGUCCACAGAAAAUCUCGCCGCCGUCCUUGAAAAAGUAGGCACCGCCCUCAAACCCCUCAUCUUAUCCAUUCCCUCCCCAGGCGAAAACGAAAUCCUAAUCCGCAACCAUGCCAUCGCCGCCAACCCCGCGGACUGGAAAAUCCGCGACUUCCCCAGCCAUCUCAAGGAUUUCCCUACCGUACUAGGCAGCGACGCCUGCGGCAUUGUCUCCGCCAUAGGCAGCAAAGUGAGCAAAUUCAAAGUCGGUGAUCGCGUCGCCGGGUUUGCGCUCUCAAUCGCAAAUAAUAAACCAGAGCAUGGGGCCUGGCAGACAUAUACGCUUUUAGAAGAGAAUGCGACAAUAAGGAUUCCGGAUUUUUUGUCUUACGAGGAUGGGGCUACGUUCCCGAUGGCGUUUGCAACUGUUGCUGUUGCGUAUUUUGAGAGGUUGGGGAUUGCUCGUCCGCAGGAGGCGCAACAGCAGCAGCAGUCUGGGAUAUUGAUUUGGGGCGCGUCAUCGUCUACGGGAACAGCUGCCGUGCAGUUAGCCAAAGAGCUAGGGUUCAAGGUCUUUGCGACUGCCAGCCCGAAGAAUCAUGAGUAUGUAAAGUCUCUAGGUGCUUCAAAAGUAGUCGACUAUCGCGACCCCGAUGCUGUCUCCAAACUGGCUCAACUCGCGAAGGAGGCCGGCACGCCUCUCCGAUACGGCUUUGAUUCCAUUAGCGAAGGAAACAGUUCUCUACUUUCUGCUGCUACUCUACUCGCAUCCGGCGGGGAAGGAAGCGAAUUAGUGCUCACCUUGCCCUGGCCUACGGGCGACGAGAAGCCUGCUGGUGUUGAGAUUUCGAUGACGAUGGCCGCUUUUGCGUUUGUACAUCAUGUGGAGAUGGGGAGCUGGAUGUUUAACGAGUAUCUGCCCCAAGCUAUUGAGCAGAAGAAAAUCGUUCCAGCGCCAAAGGUGAGGGUUGUCGAUGGUGGGAUUGCAGCUGCGCAGGAAGCGUUCGAGAUUGUCAAGGCUGGGAUUAGUGCGACAAAGAUUGUUGUCAGAGUUGAUUGA
Molecule: messenger RNA, 1038 nt
Organism: Talaromyces atroroseus
Lineage: Eukaryota; Fungi; Ascomycota; Eurotiomycetes; Eurotiales; Trichocomaceae
Exons: 1
Coding region: 1-1038 (345 amino acids)
Molecular function (GO): oxidoreductase activity, acting on NAD(P)H
Source: RefSeq, a predicted model, not a curated record